AUGAAGAUAAUAUACCAGAAGUCAAAACCAGCGGAGUACAACAAUUUUAGGACCUUCAUGUUUGGAAUCACUUCUAACUCCAUGUUUCCCGACGGGGUCGUAUAUGAGGGCUGCAAUGACAACAAGCCCAUGUUCUUCCGUGGAGAGACCGGUGCUAACGAUGCAAUGGUGCCACUCAUGGACUACUUCCUUCAGAUACCCAUGCCUGAUACACCUCUUACAGUGAUUCUCGAUGAGUUCUCGGAAUACCGUUCUGACAAACACAAGGAUUUUCUCAAUUUCGUGAAACAGCGUGGACGAGAAUUGGAUAUCAAAGGAUUUGCCCUCAAUGGAGCCGGUACUGCCGGAUCCGAGGAUGUUAGAGAUGCUCUCCGUGAAUCUAGGGGACUAUGGCUCCAGAUCCUUGAUCAGGAGGUAGCCCAAUCGUAA
Messenger RNA from Trichophyton rubrum CBS 118892, 429 nucleotides. RefSeq lists its product as uncharacterized. Bases 1 to 429 code for a protein of 142 amino acids. The record is from RefSeq and is a predicted model, not a curated record. NCBI's taxonomy places the organism in Eukaryota, Fungi, Ascomycota, Eurotiomycetes, Onygenales, Arthrodermataceae. Gene Ontology annotation, molecular function: heme binding; metal ion binding. The transcript is spliced from 2 exons.